ACAAUAGUCUGGUUUUCACAUCUCUAGGCAAAUAUGGGGAUUAUCGACUUCAUCAAGGAUAUCAUUCGCCCCGGUAACGGGGUGGACUACCCCAAGAAUGGCGACAUGGUGACCGUUCACUAUCAUGGCUACCUGUACGAUCCGACGCGGUCGUGGAAUAGGGGUCGUCGAUUCGACAGUAGUAUCAAAAGAGGAUACCCGUUCACUUUUCAGAUUGGAAUGGGAAAGGUGAUUAAAGGCUGGGAGGUAGGGAUCCUCGGUAUGAGUCUUGGUGAAAAGUCUCUUCUUACAUUUGGCCCGCAUUAUGGAUACGGUGAACGGGGAGCCCCUCCAUUCAUCCCCGGGAAUUCCACACUGGUUUUUAAUGUCGAGCUGCUAGCGAUCAAUGGUAGGACUGUUCAGUCAGAAGACUCGGAGUAAUCGAAUUGGUUGAAUACUUCUCGAAACUUGCAUAUCAUAUUUUCGAAUAGAUGGUGUUGUAUUACUGCAUGUUUUAUUUAGCCUGAGGUCCAGAAUUCACGUUCCUAUUUUUGCGCAUGUA
Messenger RNA from Aspergillus steynii IBT 23096, 541 nucleotides. RefSeq names its product FKBP-type peptidyl-prolyl cis-trans isomerase. Gene Ontology annotation, molecular function: peptidyl-prolyl cis-trans isomerase activity. Lineage: Eukaryota; Fungi; Ascomycota; Eurotiomycetes; Eurotiales; Aspergillaceae. Bases 34 to 420 code for a protein of 128 amino acids. The record is from RefSeq and is a predicted model, not a curated record. The transcript has 6 exons.